AUGUUGCUUUCAAAACCAAAAGUCCUUCCCGAACGUCUCACAAUCGAAUACCUCACGGGUAAAGCCUGCUCAGUCACCAGGGGAGGCAUAAACACCAACAAAAGACAACCCGCCGAGGCUCAAAAUGAUCGCGAUCAUUUUGCAAAAACUUUGCUGAAAUGGCACUCCUUUUUGAUUGGAAGUUGAUUUCCCUCCUGCAAAAGGUGCUAAUUAGCCUUCCAAGCUAAAACAGGCAUUGGGCUUCUGGGAACUCCCAGGCCCUGCCGCCGAAAAAGGGCAAACGAAACAAGAGGAAACUUAGAGGAGCGGCUUGCGCGAUACUUCCUUGCCGCGCUUUAGUUAGUUCCUUUGCAGCUGAGCAACCAAGAUGGGUUCUUUUAUGAUAAGACAAGGGACAGGACCACCAGGUGACAAAGUGGCCUUUUCCAGAAGCUCAAGUAAAGCCAAGAGAAUAGCCUUAUCCCCUCAUCUGGGCUUGGUAACAGUUGCCAAAAGACAGACCUGGCAAACUGUCUUGGCCAUUGUUCCUCUUCUCUUUGCCAGCACUGCUGCCUAUAGUGAAAGCCAUUCAGCUGCAACUUACCAGACUCCACCCGGCACAAAACCAGGGUCUUCAGAUUCCUUGCCUUUCCAGAACUUGGCAAAUGGGUGGCAGUUAACUGAACAGGACUGGCAAAACCAGUCUACUAAUGGCCCACUGUGGCUGCCUACAGGGAGAGAUCCAUAUGCCACAAACCUAUCGGCUAACACGGUUGUCACUGUUGAUUGGACCCCUGUUGCAAAUACUCUACAGGAUUCAAAUGACAUCCAUGGAAAUACUGAAUCUGGAGCUGGUGGGCAAGGACCUCUGAGUGUAGGCUCCCCUGCCUUGCAAAUGGACCAGGAUAGUUCUAAAAAUCUGGAUCAUGCAGCAUCACUCACAGUUGAUGCACUUGCUAAAACUACUGAUACUUCUCUUACGCUUUCUUCUAAGGGUUUCAAACAGCCAGAAAUUACCAUGACAUUGUUGUCCCUCGUGUCGCAAGCAAAAGGAACUGGAAAAAUGCCACUUGCUUACACCAUGGGGAGGACAGCUACAUUUCCCCCAAUAUUGCCCUUUCCAGACACUAGUAGCUCCUUUCACUUGGAUACAAAUGCAACACUCCAAACUGCAUCUGCUUCCCAAAAUAUAGCAUCUGCUACUGACCAGCCAACCGCUGCUGACACUGCUACCUUGUCUUCAGAAAAAACACUUGCUGUGGAGCACAUCCCCAGGAUUGAUCAGGACUUCCAUGGCACAUGGCUGUCUUUGACUGAAAUGGUCUACAGAACCAGUGUAAAUAGGAUAACAGCUGGCCACAGUAGUGCAGUUCCUUCUACACAGAUUGACUUCCUCAAUGGCCAGCACAGGAAGAAAGAAGCAUCCUCCUUAACAUCCAUAAGUACUGAGACAUUGAUUGAUAGUCUUCAAGACUCUAUGACAUCUCCUGUUGGAACAACUCCUGGAACCACUAAUAUAGGGAUGAAGCUUCUCUGCUCAAGUAGUGGAGAUGUAGCCCACAGUUCUCUGACGUCCAGGUUACACACUUCUGCCAAUAUCUUGCCUGGCUCUCCUUCACAAUCUUCUGAUGCAAGUUCAAGCAAAACUUACUCUGACCAGACUAUUGUGCAUAAUGUCCAGGAACUUGGUACCACUAAAUUGGUGAGUAGGAGGCCUUCUGCAGCUGUUUCUGCAACUUUGUCUCAGUCCUCUAUCUUGCCCUCACUUAGCUAUCCAGGUGAAGCCUUGACCCCUGUUACUUUACCUGCUGUUAUAACUUUGGCAGGCUUCACUGGCUCUAGAAAGCCUAGCAGGUUUUCCACUCACCAGCAGCUUGAACCCCUGAGCACUGGCUUGCCUCUACAUAGACCCAUUCCCACAACUGCAGAGUCUCCUUAUGCAUCUGUGCUGUCUACUGCAGCUGAUGGAGCCCAUGUCAAUCCAGAGGUGCCUCUCAGUUCUGUCUUCCCUUAUAGAAGGAGCAAGAGCACAAUCCCACCUAUUUAUGGCCUAUCAUCCACAGUUGCUCUGACUAGCUUUUCAAGUCAACCAUCCAUGGCAGAGUACACCAUGCAAGGGUCUCAGUUGUCCAAAGCUGAGUUGCCUUCUGGAAAUGUGACUUUACCUGUGUCUCCUAAUCUAACAGAGUCUUCUGCUCUUGUAUCUAAUAGCGCUAUUAUCCAGUUGGCUGUAGAAACCACUACACAUGUUCCUCCAUCUUCAGCUGGAGUGCCAGGGUUUGGACUUUCUCUUGCCACUACAUUAUCUGACCUUGUCACUCAUACAGAAGUCAGCCUGUCUGUUGGACUCCAGAGUUCUCAACUAAAAGAGCAGGCUGCUAACUUAGACUCAACAUCUCUAGCUCCAUACCUUGCUACUACUAAAGAGGACACCUUGACAACUGUUGGUAUGGCAAAUGCUUCCCUAGCUGAAGGAAGCAGCCUGGAAUUGAAGGAAGAUGGCUCUCUUGUACCAGAGGAGCAUAUUGGUCCUAGUGAAGCUUCUACACAGGACACCAUCUCAAAGGGCAAAAGUGGCAUGACCUACAUAGUCUCUAGCUUCCUACAUUGGCAAGCUUCGAGUUCUCCUCCACUCAGCACACUGUAUUCUAGACGUGCUGAAACUGGGCAUAAUGUUCCCCUCCAAACUGGUCCAUCAGAAGCUGGUAUGUUGGAAGGUGCGACCACCACUGCUAGUUAUAGGAAGCAGAUAACUGAGCUCCAUAAAAGAACAGAUCAGACUCCAGCUGCUGCUAAACUGAUGCCUAUCUUCUCAGAGCCUCCAGUGAUGGCUUCACAAGGUACUACACCUGAAGACUUGGCCUUCAGCUUGACUUCUGCAGAGCCUCCUGUUGAGCCAACAGGAGCACACUAUGCCUGGCCUAAUAGAAGCGGGGCUAUGUCAUCCCGUCCUCCGAAUACCACCUCUCUUGCCACGUCGAGGAUUAAGCUGAUGUCUAAGGAGCCUUCUGAGCCAGAGACUCUAGCAGUGUCCUUGGCCACAAAGAUGGCUAGUGAUUACAUUGUACACAUGUUUACAGCAGGAAAUGACACUACACUCCUGUCUCGCCCAUUUCUGGAAACAGCAGGAGUUACAUUGCCAGUUGGAGAGGCCUCUGCUAGAAUGGCGCACACUGAUCUACUUGCAGGAGGCCCUACAGGUCGUCCUGCAGUGGAACCUCUCAGCACGACUUCUCAUGAAUGGAAGCUUGCCAUCCCAACACCAUCUAGAGCCACAGCUUCCCUUGCAUAUAUAACAGAGCCAGGAAGAUCUUUAGUCACUCCAGCCCAUGAUUCUAUAUCGACAGGCUUCACUUCAAUUGGUUCCUCUAGGAGCAGCAUUCCUGAGUCAGCUUUGGAGAUAAACUUUGAGGCUACUCAGGGCCUAAUGGGUAGGAAAGAGCAGGUGGUGCCUACCAACACAAUGCUGCCCAGUAUCUCAAGUGAAGAAACAUGGACACAUGACUUGAAAGCCACAACUUCUCAAACUAUGGCUAGCACUACAUACAGAACACCACCACUGGCCCCUGAAGUUGACUUCAGUGCCUCUGCUGUGACAGCUACAUUGGGAACUAUACUAGGAUACAAGGUCACAGAUGCUUUUACUGUAGCUGUCCCAGAAGUGAUUAGCACAAUGGCUUUGCAGAGUUACAGCCCAAGAUAUAGAGAGUUCUCUGGCUCUAAAGCUCCUGCAGAUCUGUCUGUCGUGGAGAGCAAAUCUACCCAGGCUGUCCCGGUGUCAUCAGUUACAACAAAUCUGCUGACCAACCUAAGAACAUUUUUUGACAAGUCAUCAAAGUCUACUGCAGGAGCAGCUUGCAGGAGUGCCUCUUGUAUGACGAGCACCAUCCCAGCAUCUUUCACUCCAUCUCAAAGUACCCUACUGCUUCCUACUGCUUCCCAACUUCUCUUGACUAGAAAGGCUUUGGUUUCUCCACUAGGGUCAACAGAUGCUGUGAAGAAUGGGACCACUGCUAUUCUUGGCACGAAGGUGACCAGUCCUGGGGAGAGUGGUGCAACAGAACAAAUGGUGCCUGUUACCCAAGGUGAUCACACUUCAAAGCAGCCAGUGACAAAGUUCAAGGCUCCAACAAUGAGCCAGUUUACUAGGAGUGAGAAUCUGACCUUUAGUACACCUGUAUCACCUCUUCUAGCUGUGCAUCAUCUACCUCUGCAGUUCCGUCUCACCAGAAUUGAUUAUGAGGAAUCCUUGGAGAACAAGUCCUCUCAAAGCUAUAAGAAGCUGGAGAAAGAAGUAAAGUUAACUUUAAACAAGAUGCUAUCUACAUAUGAGAGCUUUCUGCAAACAAACAUCCUCAAUUUCUGGAAUGGCUCUGUGAUCGUGGAGAGUGUAGCUCUGUUCCAGGUGGGAGGACCUGUUCCCACACCCUCUGACAUCAUCCGGACAGUUGUCACAGAGGUAGAGAAGAAGGAGAUGGACACCUUCUUUCACUGGAGGGUGGAUGUGAAAUCUCUUCGAUCAAAAGGGUUCAGCUUGCAAAACCUAGAACCAGAGAAGUUGGCUGUAUCCUUCACUGUUCUGGGGCUGGGAUCUUCAGCAUUUUUUGGUGACAUGAUAAACUGGGAACACUUGGAAAGGCUGAGAAACAAGGUGAGCCUGUUGCUUGGAGCACGGUAUACAGUUCAGAAUCUGUCUCUUGAUCAAGCUGGGAAUAGCCAGGGUGGCAUAGAUUUAAAUGGAGAGAUCUAUAUAGAUACUGCCAUUCAUGUGGACGUUGGCUGGGCUCUGCAAGUGCUGAUGGAACUUAAAAACUACUCCGUGGACCUCACAUCUCUCUUGAUCAAUGGGUCAAGGCUUAGCCUCCAGGUCUUUCCCGUUUCUUUCUUGGUAACCAACAGGAUAUUCAGUGAGAGAAUGAUGGAUCGUUCUUCUGUGGAACACCAGAACCUUGCCAGGGAUAUCUCCAACACGCUAAUGCAUGUAUUGGGAAAGUACAAAAACCUCCUGCAAGUGGCAAUCCGAGACAUCACUGGUGGAUCCCUGAUAUGUCAUGGAGAUGUGAUAUUUCAGCAUCCGGCUCCGACAAGCAAGGACAUCCUACAGACCCUCGCUCUUUCAGUUGGCCCAAAGGAUUAUCUGGAUUCAUCCAACCUUCAAGUGGACCCAUUCUCCUUUAACGUAGCAGGUGAUGGCCUGGAGCCUCCCUCUAGAAAUAUGGGUGUCCCUGGCUAUGCUGUAGCCAUCAUUGUCCUGUGUGGCCUUGCACUAAUUGCUCUUCCGAUCCUGGCUUUGCUGCCAAAGAUGCUUGGCCGGAGAGAAAAAAUUAUUAUUAACAGAGGACACGACCCUGAAGCAGGCAUGGAGACGUUUGAACUGGAUAAUGCAGGAUUCCACUCUACUCUUGAUGAGAUAUAUUCAAGACGGUCUGAAAAUACUGAAGCAUGAUGGUGCUCAGCGCUCAUACUCUCCUCCAAAAGCAGUUGGCUUGGGAUGAAGAUGGGAUGAAGAUGGGAUGUUUCAUGCCAUCUGAGGUUGGGCCUUUUCGCCUGUUGCGGUGAUCCUGAAAGAUGUUUGGCUGAGGAUGCAGGAAGGUGUCUCCUGGUGACUUCAGAAUAUGAAGAGUCACAAAUACUGACCCCAAAGCAAAAUUGCAUGAUGAUGUAUCGUGUGUUAAAUAAAAUUGGGAGGGGUGUGUGGAGGCAUCUAAAUUUUAAAAAGAGCAUGUAAUGGCUUCCCUUCAUAAAUGCCACAGGUGAUUUACUGGGCAUCUCUUUAAAGCUUAGGUUUUAAUGCAAGGAAAGGCAAACGGUCCAGAACGAAAGUGUGUAAGGCGGCAGCUGUUUCUGUUCUAUCAAUACCUAUAGGGAAGGGCAGUCCCAGAACUUGAGCCCACUGGUCCACAGGUUUAUACCUUUCCGCUGUGUCUAGGCUGGAGGGUGUCAUUGCAAAGAGCUCUCCUCCAAAAGCAGCAUGGCAGUCUCGUGUUUUUUAUUACUAAGUUGAUCUUUUAAAUGUGUCUUUAAAGCGUAUCUUAUCACUUUGUAUGUCUAUAGAAGUUUGCUGAUUUUUUUCCUGAUCAGAUCUUGGUGGGUUAAUAGCUCAAGGGGUGUUGGGGAUGGAUAUGUGUGUCAGAUUUGGUGGGUGGGAGAGCCUUGGUUAUAAAUAUCUGCCGGCUAUACUUUCUGUUGGACAACCUGCAGACUUGGAAGCUCUGAAGGCAUCUCUCUGCUGAGAGUGCUUUUCACUCUGCCACUAUUUUUCGUAGUUUAUGUUGGAUCUUGGGGGAGGCAUCCAUUGUUGGAAGAGUUUGGGAGGGGCUUUUGGUUUAGUUUACUAGCUAGAUGCAGUGUUUCUCAACUGGCGUGCCUCCAGAUGUUGUUGGACCACAAUUUCCAUCUUUUCUGACCAUUGGGAAUGCUGGCUGAGGCUGAUGGGAGUUGUGGUCCAACAACAUCUGGAGGCACACCGGUUGAGAAACACUGAGCUAGAGUGUCACAAGAAUGACCUUGAUGACAGACGUCCAGUUAGGGUUGUGAUCUCAAAGAGUCAUCCAGGUUGCCCUCAAAGUCAACUUGUUCUGUAACAAGCUUUCCAAUAGCUCAGAUUGGGAUCCACAAGAUCUUAUUCUUGGAUGCACUAAGGAAGUGGGCAAAGUCACUUUUGUGGAGAAGUGGGCAAUUUCCAAAUGAGAUUUUUAGCUUCUUUAAUUUUUGCUACUACAUGUUUAACCACAGGGUUAGCAAAACAUGCCAGUGGUUUAUCUGCAAAUGUCUCCUUCAUGCUACUCCUGGCUUCAGAGCCUUGCUAGUUUAGUUGCCUUAUAUCUGUAUUUCCUGGAUGUCUAGUUUAAAUCAGGAGUAGGGAACCUAUCUACCUCCAGAUGUUGUUGGAUUCAAUUCCCAUUGGCCAGUGGUAAGGGAUGAUGGGAGCUGUAGUCUGGUAACAUCUGGAGGGCUCCAGGUUCCCCAGCCCUAAUUUAAAAGGUCCCUCCUAGGGAAAAAUGUAAUAUGUUCUGCUCAUGUUGCCUUUUCAAGGGAGCAUCUUUUCAGUUUUUACAGCAAGGCUUUAGCAUCAACUUCACUUUUAUCCCUGGCAAAUGGUGCCACCUCCAGGUCACCUGGAAUGAUCCCCUGGCUGACUUUUUUUAUAGCAAAAAAAAUUGAACCUGGUUACUAAACACGAUAUACCUUUUUUCAGGCUUCUUGCUAUGUUUUCUAAAUGUUAUGUAUUUAAAUAUAGUUCUGAAUAAACUGUAAUGUAACUUUU
This is a messenger RNA of Rhineura floridana, 7246 nucleotides long. RefSeq lists its product as uncharacterized. Lineage: Eukaryota; Metazoa; Chordata; Lepidosauria; Squamata; Rhineuridae. The record is from RefSeq and is a predicted model, not a curated record. The transcript is spliced from 13 exons. Bases 368 to 5425 code for a protein of 1685 amino acids.